This is a messenger RNA of Punica granatum (pomegranate), 1043 nucleotides long. Lineage: Eukaryota; Viridiplantae; Streptophyta; Magnoliopsida; Myrtales; Lythraceae. The record is from RefSeq and is a predicted model, not a curated record.
AGGUCCUCUGCCAAAGCUUUGUCUAUUUAAGCCCCCAGUUGAUGAGAGUAGAUCUAGUGAAAGGAGCUUCAUCGCCACCAAACACAACAAUGGCUUCCAAAUCAUCUCUUCUUCUUCUGCUGCUCACUGUGCUCACCCUUCUUCUCUCUUUCACUGCUCAGGCGUCUGUUGAUGAUGAUGAGAAGCUCUAUACGCUGCAGCUUAUAUUUGGGAAGCCCAUAGCACCUGCCCCAUCUCAGGCUCUGGUGGCUCCGGCAGCUCCUCCGGUGGUCAAACCUCCGCUGACUCCAGGGACAGUCAAACCACCGGCGCCAGUGCCUCCGUUCGUCAAGCCUCCGGCCCCACCUGUCACCGUCAAACCACCGGUGCCUCCUCCAUUCGUUAAACCUCCAGCCCCUCCAGUGUCAGUCAAACCUCCAUUCCCUCCAGUCACGGUCAAACCACCCUUCCCUCCGGUGAUCAAACCUCCCACCCCUCCGGUCAAACCGCCCGUCCCUCCGGUGGUGAAGCCUCCGGUGGUUAAGCCGCCGGCACCCCUCCCACCGCUCAAGCCUCCAACUGCCCCACCGCUGCCCCCCGUGAAGUCAAAAGCAGAUUGCAUCCCGUUGUGUAGCAAGAGGUGCAGCCUGCACUCGAGGAAGAGGGUGUGCAUGAGAGCGUGCAUGACGUGCUGUGACCGCUGCAAGUGCGUGCCGCCCGGGACCUAUGGCAACCGUGAACUCUGCGGCAAGUGCUACACAGGCAUGACCACCCAUGGCAACCGCAGCAAAUGCCCUUAAAAUCACUUUCUAAUCCCCCCUAUCUAUAUAUUCACGUAUGCCUGCAUAUAUGUACGUAUGGCUCUUAAUUAGGUCGGGUUGCCAUAAUAAAUUCAAGAGAGAUGAGGUGGAUAUUAUCAUCAUGUGGGAAGAGCCGUGGAAAAUAGGACUCGUUUUUCCUGCAGCAGCUCGUCACCUAUAUAUGUUUUCCUUGCCAACAAACAUAGAUAUAUGUUGUAUGUAUGUGAUGACAUCAAUGGAAUUAUUAUAUAACGGUCUUCCUAA